AAUGUGCACUGCUCCUUUAAGAGAUCAAAGCCACGGUUUUAUAUCCUUGGAGAUGUUUUCUAUACUUCCGGGUAGCAUCCAUUCAAACUUCAUGUUUUAUUUCAUUUUUACUGCUGGUAGAAAAAUGACUUGUACUUGAAAAGUGUUCCUCGGAGUCACCGGCAGGUGGCAGCAGCGCCUCCUCUCAGCUGCCAGGAAGUCUGAACCAGACUCGGCUUUUCUCCCAGUAAACCGGAUCGUUUCCCAGUUUUCCUCCUGUUAACAGAGUCGAAAGGCGGCGAGAAGCGGGUACAGCUCACCGGGAUGGAAGAGUAUCAGAACGGCAGCGAGGGUUCAUUCAACUCGGAGGAGGCGGAGAACGUCGUCAAAGAGGGCAUCGAGAGCGCUGGAGGAGACGACUACAGCCAGACUCAUGUGAACAAAUGGACGGCCGCCGUGGUGGAGCGCUGCCUCACGCAGCUCGUCAAGCUCAACAAGCCCUACAAAUACAUCGUGACGUGUUCGGUGAUGCAGAAGACCGGCGCCGGCCUCCACACAGCCAACUCCUGCUACUGGGACACCAGUAUGGACGGCAGCUGCACCGUGCGGUGGGAGAACCGCACCAUGUACUGCGUGGUGAGCGUGUUCGCCGUCUGCAUCACCUAGGAGCAGCGGGGCUGCUGGCUGCCGGCAGGGGGCGGCAGAGAGCUUCAGGUUUAAACUGCUGCAGCGCUGCUGGCUGCCGGCAGGGGGCGGCAGAGAGCUUCAGGUUUAAACUGCUGCAGCGCUGCUGGCUGCCGGCAGGGGGCGGCAGAGAGCUUCAGGUUUAAACUGCUGCUGGCUGCCGGCAGGGGGCGGCAGAGGACGGUUUUGUAUCAGAGCUGCUGCACAAUAAACAGUUUCUGGACCAAACUUGAUGGUUUAUGUUGAAUCUUUUUAUUCGUUUCGGUGUGACGGUUGGUGUCUAAACGUUUCCAUAGCAACGCCUCAUCCCGUUGGGGUCACAUGACCACUUCACUGGAUGCCUGUUUAUUUUAGGAUCCGUUUUUAAAUUCUUAUGUUUGUUUUUAAAUCGCUGCACAAUCUAACCCCGGCUUACCUCACUGAGCUUCUUCACCUCUACAUACCUGAUGGAUCUCAGGUCUGCAGAUCAGUUGCUCCUGGAGGAGCUCAGAGGGGACGCUCUGUCCCUCAGAGCGUCUAGAGGGGACGCUCUGAGGGGACAGAGCUUUCUCUGUCGGGUCCUAAGUUAUGGAUGACCUGCAGGUCAGAGGUCCCUUCACUGUCCACUUUUAAAGCUCGUCUUAAAACCCUUUUAUUUCACUUGGCCUUCAACUCCAGUGAGAUCUAGUUUCAUAUUGUUUGUUUGUUUUAAACUGUAUUUGUUUUGAUCUAUUUUCUGUGCAGCACUUUGUUUCUGCUGUGGUUGUUUCAAAGUGCUUUAUAAAUAAAGUUGGUAUUGAUA
Molecule: messenger RNA, 1444 nt
Organism: Poeciliopsis prolifica (blackstripe livebearer)
Lineage: Eukaryota; Metazoa; Chordata; Actinopteri; Cyprinodontiformes; Poeciliidae
Product: dynein light chain Tctex-type 1-like
Biological process (GO): microtubule-based movement
Cellular component (GO): cytoplasm; kinetochore; cytoplasmic dynein complex
Molecular function (GO): dynein intermediate chain binding
Source: RefSeq, a predicted model, not a curated record